Molecule: messenger RNA, 455 nt
Organism: Oxyura jamaicensis (ruddy duck)
Lineage: Eukaryota; Metazoa; Chordata; Aves; Anseriformes; Anatidae
Gene: MANF
Product: mesencephalic astrocyte derived neurotrophic factor
Exons: 3
Biological process (GO): neuron projection development; dopaminergic neuron differentiation
Cellular component (GO): endoplasmic reticulum
Source: RefSeq, a predicted model, not a curated record
UGUGCGUUACGUUCCUGGGAAGGUUCUACCAGAGUCUAAAGGACAACGGUGUUGAGUUCACACCUGCCAGUAUUGAAAAGGAGCUCUUGAAAUCCUGCAAAGAGGCAAAAGGCAAAGAGAACCGGCUGUGCUAUUACGUUGGGGCCACAAGCGAUGCAGCCACCAAGAUCAUCAAUGAGGUGUCGAAGCCCAUGAGUCAUCACAUCCCUGUGGAAAAGAUCUGUGAGAAACUUAAGAAGAAAGACAGUCAGAUCUGUGAACUGAAAUACGACCAGCACAUCGACCUGAGCACCGCCGACCUGCGCAAGCUGCGCGUCAAGGAGCUGCGGCGGAUCCUGGACGAGUGGGGCGAGGCGUGCAAGGGCUGCGCCGAGAAGGGCGACUUCAUCCGCCGCAUCCACGAACUGAUGCCCAAGUACGCGCCGCGCGCGCACGGCGCCCGCGCCGACCUCUGA